ACCAGUGCACACCUGGCUGUCCACACACAUGGGCUGACCCCUCCACACACAAACAUAUGCACACCCGCACACAAGCACACGCUCAUGCAUACUCACAAAAACAGCGUCAUGCAUCCUGAGAGCGACAGCAGGAACUCCGAUGGACACCAAAAAACGCACGGCAGCAGCAGCAGUGUAAGCAGCUGACUGCCUUCUCCUUAUUUUUACUCUUACACAUCGCCGGCUUCUGUAGAAAAGUUGCACUGAGUGCGCCGACAUGGAUUUUCUAAACAGCAACAACAACAGCAACGUCACCGGCGGUUACCCAGAAGGGAUGGACGUGGUCGCCGACUGGAUCGGGGGAAACAACGCCACGGGGUCUAGAUUUGUGUCCGAUAUGGUACUGGCUUACCAGAUAUUCACAUCUCUACUCCUGGGGGCCCUCAUUCUCUGCUCCAUAUUUGGUAACGCGUGCGUCGUGGCGGCCAUCGCCCUGGAGAGAUCUCUCCAGAAUGUGGCAAACUACUUGAUUGGAUCUUUGGCUGUUACAGACCUGAUGGUAUCGGUGUUGGUUUUACCUAUGGCAGCCCUCUACCAGGUUUUAAAUAAGUGGACUUUGGGGCAGGAGAUCUGUGACAUAUUCAUCUCCUUGGAUGUGUUGUGCUGCACAUCCUCCAUCCUGCAUCUGUGCGCAAUCGCCUUGGACAGGUAUUGGGCCAUAACAGACCCUAUUGAUUAUGUAAAUAAACGAACACCAAAGCGAGCUGCGCUCCUGAUUUCCGCAACUUGGCUGAUCGGGUUCUCUAUCUCCAUCCCGCCUAUGUUAGGAUGGAGGAGCGCUGAGGACAGGGCAAACCCAGACGCAUGCAUGAUCAGCCAGGAUCCGGGCUACACCAUCUACUCCACCUUCGGGGCUUUUUACAUCCCUCUCAUCCUCAUGUUGGUUUUGUACGGCCGAAUAUUCAGGGCCGCUCGGUUUCGAAUUCGAAAGACGGUCAAGAAAACCGAGACUGCGAAAGUUUCGGACAAGUGUUUGGCCGUGUCUCCGGCAUUCUUUCACAAGAAAAUCAAUGGGGAGACCCGCGGGAAAGGCUGGAGGCGCUGCGACGAGUCAAAAUGCAGCUCUCCGUGCGUAAACGGCGCUGUAAAGCACGGAGACGAGGGCGAGUCGCUGGAGAUUAUAGAAGUUAUCAGCAACUCCAAGACGCACCUGCCUCUGCCAAACACCCCUCAGUCCUCCUCUCAUGGAUAUGAGAACAUGAACGAGAGGAACUCGGGAGCAAAACGGAAGCUUGCGCUCUCCAGGGAGCGCAAAACGGUGAAGACGCUGGGGAUCAUCAUGGGGACGUUCAUUGUGUGCUGGCUGCCGUUUUUCAUCGUGGCACUGGUCCUGCCUUUCUGUGCGGAGAGCUGCUACAUGCCCGACUGGUUGGGCGACGUUAUCAACUGGCUGGGAUACUCAAACUCCCUCCUGAACCCCAUUAUAUAUGCCUACUUUAACAAAGACUUCCAAAAUGCAUUCAAGAAGAUCAUAAAGUGCAAAUUCCACAGACCAUGAACGCACAUGUGGCUUUACUUCUAUAAAAUGUGGUGCAGCAGAAAGAAAAAUUUUCACAAACUGUGCAGAGCAGCAAAUAAUAAUAAUUAAAAAAAACUACUUACAGACUUUCCUUCAGGGACAGAAUAUGUUUUAGAAGGAUUGUGUAUAAAUAAAGCAGACAUCAAGGCGGAGAUAUUCCUUCUCAAUGUACAAGCUCACGUUUCUUCAGUGUUGUAGCUAUGUAGCCCCCCACAUGCGAUGACAACCAUUGUUGUAUUGUCACGCAGGACAUGUCUUGUGCUGAUUCCAUGCAUUUUUAUCAUGAAGAACGAGGGGCUUCUAGUCCCACGCAAUGAGCUCUGUAGCACUGACAACAAAUAAAAGCAAUC
Girardinichthys multiradiatus is the source of this 1908-nucleotide messenger RNA. RefSeq names its product 5-hydroxytryptamine (serotonin) receptor 1A a (gene htr1aa). The record is from RefSeq and is a predicted model, not a curated record. The transcript has a single exon. Bases 257 to 1537 code for a protein of 426 amino acids. Gene Ontology annotation, molecular function: G protein-coupled serotonin receptor activity. Gene Ontology annotation, biological process: adenylate cyclase-activating adrenergic receptor signaling pathway; regulation of behavior; regulation of vasoconstriction. Lineage: Eukaryota; Metazoa; Chordata; Actinopteri; Cyprinodontiformes; Goodeidae. Gene Ontology annotation, cellular component: plasma membrane.